Dimorphilus gyrociliatus is the source of this 681-nucleotide messenger RNA. The record is from the annotation of a GenBank genome assembly. Lineage: Eukaryota; Metazoa; Annelida; Polychaeta; Dinophilidae.
AUUAGUCUACUGGUAGAGAACAGUAAAAGAGAGAGUAAAAGAGUAAAGUUUUUCGUCGAGAUGGCGUAACAGUCAAUAUUGCCGGUAGCCCUGCGCAAAACGCCUAUAUAAAAGUAAAAGCGUGCGCUGUUGGUAGAUGGAGCCCUGAGACGCUGAUACAUUGAUCCUGUGGAAAACUGUAAAGUUAUUUCGCUACGCCUAGGAAAAAUGGAGGAAAAUAAGGUCAUUGUGGCAGUGGACGCUAGUGCCCAUUCGAAGAACGCUGUCGAAUACUACGCUAGACACGUACAUAAACCUGGCUACAAAAUCUAUAUGCUACACUGUAUCGAGGUGCCAACUGACAUAACUUCGGCACAGAAACAAUUUAUGACUCCGGCUUCGGUCGAGAAUCUUUACAAAGAAGAGAAGGAAAAGACCAAGACACUCGACGAUCAACUCAAAAACUUGUUAAUUGAUUGCAAGGUACCGGAAGGGGACAUAAAAUUUAUCGAUAAGUGCGGUCUUAAGCCGGGAGAAAUAAUAGUUUCGGCGGCAAAGGAAUAUAACGCUACCAUGAUAGCUAUGGGCACACGUGGUAUGGGUAAGAUUAGAAGAACGAUCUUAGGAUCGGUUAGCGAUUACGUUGUUCACCACGCUCAUUGCCCUGUUUUGGUUUGUCGUUACGCUGACAAGGUGAAUUGA